Messenger RNA from Rubroshorea leprosula, 1165 nucleotides. The record is from the annotation of a GenBank genome assembly. Lineage: Eukaryota; Viridiplantae; Streptophyta; Magnoliopsida; Malvales; Dipterocarpaceae.
GGAGGGAUUUUAAAAAACCCUAACCAUUUGCUCUUUAUUUCUUCCUAAACCCCAUCUCGCACUCUGCUUCUCUCUCCUGUUACAGACCCAAGCGUUGCGCCUCCUCGCCGUCGCACUUCCGGCCAUCUGCUUAACCUCUCUGACUGAGAAACACCUCAAACUACAGCCAUGGCGAGCACUAAGGUUCAGAGGAUCAUGACCCAACCAAUUAACCUCAUCUUCAGGUUUCUCCAAAGCAAAGCUCGUAUUCAGAUUUGGCUUUUUGAGCAGCGAGACUUGAGGAUUGAAGGCCGUAUCAUUGGUUUUGAUGAGUACAUGAAUUUGGUUCUGGAUGAUGCUGAAGAAGUAAACAUCAAGAAAAAGAGCAGAAAGUCAUUAGGGAGGAUUCUUCUUAAAGGAGACAACAUAACUCUAAUGAUGAACACGGGAAAAUGAUGAUCAUACCAGCAAUGUGAUUGGCAUCCUAGGUCAAGCUGUUCAGACUUUAACGUACUGUCUUUAAAUCCUUCCUGAAGUCAUGUAUAUCUAGCCACCAUAUGCAUUCAUCAUCUAGUUUAGGUGCUCAAUAUUGCUGUAUGUUUGUUACUUAACUCAGGCAUUUGCUUUUAUGGGUAUGCCUUUUUAUCAGGAUCUUUGACUUGAUAAUUCUGGAUAAAUCAGUUGAGAAAAUACACUUUCUUGAUUGAUUAUUCAUCUUUAAGAGGGUUUAUUUUGAUUCACUUUAUAUGUUGGUCUGUGAUUCUGAUUUUGUUUGUAGCCCAGCAGCAGAAACACAAACUAUAAACUUAUCCACACAAGCAAAAUCAGACAUGACUCCAUCAGUAAGGUCUCUUCUGGUCAUGACCAUCAAUUAAGCUGUAUCAUGUUCAUUUGUUUCUAAAUUUUGCUGUUUUCUACUCAGGCUGGAUUUAUGAUUUAUUUUUAUCUUGAUUUGCUUUGGUAUAAAGUUCUGAUCAAAAAAAUUUAUAGAAGGCUACAGCACUUUGGUGUUGGAAUUGAAGCGAAUGGUAUGAGGGAAACAGAGAUACAGGAAGAUACAAGGGAUUGUUGAAAGAGAUAAAACGUUUCCUGAGAGGGGAAAUCUCGUCAUUUUCAAUUGACUGAUUGUUUACAGGCUGAAUGUGGGUGUACUGGCGCCUGUACUGGCGCCUAUACUGAACAUUUU